Messenger RNA from Papaver somniferum (opium poppy), 1204 nucleotides. Its product is annotated as protein OSB4, chloroplastic-like. The transcript has 5 exons. The record is from RefSeq and is a predicted model, not a curated record. Gene Ontology annotation, biological process: mitochondrial DNA replication; positive regulation of helicase activity. Gene Ontology annotation, cellular component: mitochondrial nucleoid. The coding region runs from base 63 to 995 and encodes 310 amino acids. Gene Ontology annotation, molecular function: single-stranded DNA binding. Lineage: Eukaryota; Viridiplantae; Streptophyta; Magnoliopsida; Ranunculales; Papaveraceae.
GACCCCGUUCGGUUAAUAAGAAAGAUUCGGGGAUAGAAAUAGGAGUCCAGAGACCGAGAGAUAUGGCGUCAAUUCGAACAAAUAGCCUCAUACGUUCUUCAUCUUCUCAAAACCCUAGUUUGAAUCUUAAUCCCCAUCAUCAUCAUCUAAUAUCCUCUAGUUCUUCUUCAUUUCAAUUUCCCCCAAAUCCUUUCUCCUCUUCACUUCGCCUCACUCUAUCAAAAACUGAAACAAAAAUCAACAGAAGGUUAGGGUUUUACAAAAACCCUCCUCCCAUUUCUUCUUCAUUUAACCAAGAUAAUCAAACACAGUAUCCUAAACCUACUGAAAUCCCAUGGAGUAAAGAACUUGCAAACACUGUUCAUCUUAUUGGUAACGUUGGUAAUCCGGUUCAAAUCAAGUACCUUGAUUCUGGUAAAGUUCUUGCUUGGACUAGUCUUGCUGUCAGGAGAUCUCCCACUGAAACUACCUGGUUUAAUUUGACAUUCUGGAAUGAAUUAGCACAUAUUGCAAAUCAACAUGUAGAGAAAGGGCAGCGGUUAUAUGUUACUGGAAAUAUUGUAUCAAAUACUGUUGAUAAAGAUGAUGGAAGUAAACAGACUUACUAUAAGGUGGUUGUUCGAGAGUUGAAUUUUGUUGAGAAAAUCGUCACUCCAGGAAAUUCUUCGUCUUAUGAGCGAGAACCAAGUCCUGUGAUAACAGCUGGACAGGGUGGAAAUUAUGCUGGUAAGAGUGGGACUUCAACACAAGAGCUUUGGCAAGCCUUCUUUGCAAACCCUGUUGACUGGUGGGAUAACAGGAAAAACAAGAGGACUCCCAAGCAUCCAGACUUCAAACAUAAGCAUACUGGAGAAGCAUUAUGGGUUGACGCUAAGUACAACCCACCAUGGGUAAAGUCUCAAUUGGCAAUACUGGACACCACAAUGGCCUCACAUCGUACUAACGAAGAUAACAGUGUUAGAUAUAUGUCCAGUGACGAGUUGACACUUUUCUAGUUGUUGCUUUAACAAAUUCUUGUAUGUUAAGAAUCGGCUCAUCAGCCCAUCGCCAGCUUUUUAGAAAAAAAGAUCUUUAGGGUGGUUUAGUGUAUCUGCAUUCAUGUUCUAAAUUGUUCAAUAUUUAUCUAGCUCACGUAAAACUCUGCUUCUGUUCAGUUACACCUUUAAUGUUCUCGGAUUUUCUCUAAUAUAUCAUAAUUUUUAUC